Messenger RNA from Lactuca sativa (garden lettuce), 1109 nucleotides. The record is from RefSeq and is a predicted model, not a curated record. NCBI's taxonomy places the organism in Eukaryota, Viridiplantae, Streptophyta, Magnoliopsida, Asterales, Asteraceae.
UUCACUCUUCCUUUUCGGGUGAAAUCACCUGUAAAAAGCAAAGCAAAGCAAAGCAGCAUCCUCUAAAAUCAAAACCAACCAAACCACCCCUAAUCGCUCUCGUCCCCAUCCAUUAUUCCCCGACGCAUCCCCAAUUCCUAAGCUUCAUCUGCGAUUUCAAUUUCCCCUCAAAUCCAUCCGUAAACCCUAGCUCAAUUUCGAUUCAACAUCUUCCACUGUCAAUCAUGGACGCUGACUCUUGGGCUGCUCGUCUAUCUUCUACAUCCAAGCGAUACCAAUAUGCUCUUCAAUCCCGAUCGUCUGAUAUGUUUAUGGGGUUCGAGGACAUCGAGGUGGAUGAUGAUAUCAGGGAAGAAUUUCCAUGCCCCUUUUGCACUGGUUAUUUCGAUGUAGUGGGUUUGUGUUGUCAUAUUGAUGACGAGCAUCACGUUGAGGCCAAGAAUGGGGUGUGUCCGAUUUGUGCUGUGAGGGUGGGGGUAGACAUGGUAGCACAUAUAACCUUACAACAUGGAAACAUAUUCAAGAUGCAACAAAAGAGAAAGUGUCGCAAAGGUAGUUCUGUAUCAACACUUUCAUUGUUAAGGAGGGAACUAAGAGAAGGAAAUUUGCAGUCUUUAUUUGGAGGUUCCUCUUAUAUAGUUCCAUCAGCAAAUGCAGCACCUGACCCUUUGUUGUCAUCAUUUAUUUUGCCAAUUGUUGAUGAUCUUGGAAGCACUCAAUCUAAUUCAACAGCUGAAUCAGUUUCUGUAACCAAAAGCACAACUGAAAAAGUAUCUGAAAGAAAAGCUCAAUCACCUCCGUUGUCGAUUGAAGAUAAGGAAGAAAGGAGCAGAAGAUCGGAAUUUGUGCAAGGAAUGUUGAUGUCAACUAUUCUUGGUGAUGAGUUGUAAAAAGAUGUGGUUAUGGGGUUUCAAGGUGAGAGGUUGGUUGGGUUACUUAUUUGUUAUGUGAUAAUGGGGAGAGUGAAAUGUAGUAAUAAAUUUGUAAUUUAUGUUUCUGAGAAUUGUAGCAUCAAUUAAAGUGAGAAAGAAAAAAAAAGAAAUAAGUAGUAUUAGUUUGUAAGCGAAUGCGAUACAUUUUACUGAAAUAUGUUGUGGUUGUUUCUUCUA